Molecule: messenger RNA, 462 nt
Organism: Insectozyma verbasci
Lineage: Eukaryota; Fungi; Ascomycota; Pichiomycetes; Serinales; Debaryomycetaceae
Source: the annotation of a GenBank genome assembly
AUGUCAAAUUCUUAUUAUUUCACAAUUAUAGGUACUAAAGAUAAUCCAUUAUAUGAAUUAGAAUUCUCAUCUUUUAAGAAUAUACCUACAACAUUACCUUCCAAUUAUAUACCUGGCAAAUCUCAAUUUUCACAACUGACUAAAGAAUUAUUACCAUUUAUUGCAAAUUCAUCAUUGGAUAUAAUUGAAGAUUUACAAUUUCUGACAAAUCUUUUAAAUCUAGGUAAAAUUGAUCAAUUUUAUGGAUUGAAUAUAAAUGGAUAUAUAACUCAAGGUUCAAUUAAAUUUAUAAUAUGUUAUGAUUCUACAAAAGAUGAAAGUAAUUCAAUUAAACAAUUUUUUCAAGAAAUUAAUGAAUUAUAUAGUAAGGUUUUGUUGAAUCCAUUUUAUAAUGUUAAUGAUGCUAUUAUAUCUCCUGAUUUUGAUUUGAAAGUGAAACAACUAGCGAGGAAGUACUUGUAA